UAUGAGUUCCAUUAGUAUAUUUUAUCUUUUUCUUAAUAUAUAUAAAACAUGUAUCAGGUAAUUAUAAUGACAUUAUAAAUAAAAAAUAAGAGUUGACAAAAUCAAUUAGAAUAUAUCAAUCUAAAGAUGCUUCAAAGGAUUAAACAUGGACUAGUUCAUGGACAGCUCUCUUAACAAUUGGUUUCCCACUUACAAAACUUGUGGUAUGAGGCAAGUCAUAGCAAUGAUUCUUCUCGUGUCCAAACCAUGGCCUUCAAAUGGAGUCCAUUGCAAUGUUGGUUUUAGUGUGCUUUUUGUUAUCAUCAAUCUUUCAAAUCACAAAUGGAGCAGACAAAAUUACUGCAACUCAAUCAAUUAAAGAAGGAAGCUCUAUAGUCUCAGCUGGUGGAAGCUUUGAGCUUGGAUUCUUUAGCCCCAAAAACUCAAAAAACAGGUAUUUAGGAAUAUGGUAUAAGAAAAUAGCUUCUGGGACAGUGGUUUGGGUUGCCAACAAAGACACCCCUCUCAAUGAUUCAUCUGGAAUCUUUCAACUUUCUGGUAAUGGAAUUCUAUCCCUUCUCUAUGAUGGCAACAAAACUGUAUGGUCUUCUAAUUCGACGAAACAAGGAACUAACCCUGUUGCUCAGCUUUUAGAUACAGGAAAUUUUGUAGUGAGAAAUGAUGAUGAAAAAAAAGUAGGGAAAUAUAUAUGGCAAAGCUUUGACUAUCCAGGGAAUACACUUCUUCCAGGCAUGAAGUAUGGAAUUAGCAUGGUAACAGGCAUAAAUCGAGGAUUGACUUCAUGGAAGAGUGAUAAUGAUCCUUCUGAUGGUGAGUUCACAAACAUACUUGAUCCCAAUGGUGUACCACAGUUUUAUCUGAGAAAAGGAUCAGUAAUAAGGUUCAGGUCUGGACCAUGGAAUGGCCUUAGAUUCAGUGGUAUGCCCAACUUGAAACCAAAUCCCAUAUACACAUAUGACUUUGUUUGCAAUGAGAAGGAGAUUUAUUACACAUACAAACUUAUCAGCAACUCAGUUGUAUCAAGGCUUGUGUUGGAUCUCAAUGGACAUCUUCAAAGGUUCACUUGGAUUGACAGAACAAAGGGUUGGAAUUUCUACUUGAGUGCACAGAUGGAUGAUUGUGAUAGGUAUGCAACAUGUGGUCCCUAUGGUACUUGCAAUAUCAACAACUCACCUGCCUGUGGCUGCUUGGAGGGAUUCGUGCCUAAGUCCAAGGAAGACUAUAACUCUGGAGAUUGGUCGCAUGGAUGUGAAAGAAAAACAUCAUUGGGCUGCAUUGAAGGAGAGGGUUUUAGAAAAUAUUCCAGCAUUAAAUUGCCUGACACAGUCUUUUCCUGGUACAACAUGACCAUGGACCUCAAAGAAUGUGAGCAGAAAUGCUUGAAAAAUUGCUCUUGUACAGCUUAUGCUAAUAUGGACAUAAGAAAUGGAGGAAGUGGUUGCAUACUUUGGUUCAAAGAACUGAUAGAUAUUAGACAAUAUGCUGAUUCUGGUCAAGACAUUUAUAUUAGAAUGGCUUCCUCUGACUUGGAAGAAUAUAGAAGUUCAAAGGGAAAAACAGAAAUUAUGUAUAUAGCAUUACCAGUAGUAGCUCUAGUAGUGGCUCUCAUAGGUCUGUCCAUAUUAUGGUACUAUCUCUUGAAGAAGAGACAAACUCCGGAGCUUAAGAGAGAUGGCACUUCAAUUUCAAUGCAUAACCGAGAACAGGACUUCAUUGAUGAAAACCCAGAUGGAGAGUUAGAUCUACCAUUUUUUAGUUUUGAUGUAAUAGCAGAAGCUACUAACGAUUUUUCUAUUGACAAUAAGCUUGGACAAGGUGGUUUCGGACCAGUCUACAAGGGAACAUUGAAAGAUGGGCAAGAAAUUGCUGUGAAGAGACUCUCAAAAAGUUCAAGACAAGGAUUGGAUGAGCUGAAGAAUGAAGUUUUCUGCAUUGCCAAACUUCAACACCGCAACCUCGUGAGGCUAUUAGGAUGUUGCAUUGAAGCUGAGGAUUUGAUGCUGAUAUAUGAAUACAUGCACAAUAAAAGCUUGAAUUGCUUCAUAUUUGAUGAAAAACAAAGUACACUUCUAGAUUGGGCAAAACGUUUCCACAUCAUCAAUGGUAUUGCUCGGGGUUUACUUUAUCUUCAUGAAGAUUCUAGAUUGAGAAUUGUUCAUAGAGAUCUCAAAGCGAGUAAUGUCUUACUCGACCAUGAAAUGAAUCCCAAAAUUUCAGAUUUUGGCAUGGCAAGAGGAUUUGGUGGAGAUGAAACUGAAGCAAAUACGAAAAGAGUAGUUGGAACAUAUGGUUACAUGUCGCCAGAGUACACAAUCGACGGCAUCUUCUCUUUGAAAUCUGAUGUCUUUAGUUUCGGCGUGUUGGUUCUUGAGAUAGUGAGUGGAAGGAAAAACAGAGGAUUUCGCCACCCCAAACACAAGCUCAACCUAUUAGGACAUGCAUGGAUAUUAUACAAAGAAGGGAAAAGUUUGGAACUUGUUAUUGAUAGAUUGCAUGAGGAGUCAUGUAACAUACCCCAAGUAUUGAGAUCAAUUCAGGUGGCUUUGUUAUGUGUUCAAAAUAAUCCACAAGAUAGGCCAAAUAUGUCAUAUGUGGUUUUGAUGCUGAGUAGUGACAUUCCAUUGGAAGAACCGAAAGAGCCUGGUUUCUUCACUAAUAGGGAUCUAAUUGAUUCAGAUUCUAUGUCGACUAUUCGUGAAAAAUCUACUACACUCAACAGACUAACUAUUACAAUGCUAGAAGCUCGAUAAAAAAAGAUUUAGUUCAAGUCAUUGGAAUUGUUGAUUGUAAAUUUUAUUCUACAGCUUACAUAAAUCGAAAGAUGAAUUAUUGAUUGAUAAAAAAUUUUACAUGUUGCACCGUUCUUUUUCA
This is a messenger RNA of Cannabis sativa, 2871 nucleotides long. Its product is annotated as G-type lectin S-receptor-like serine/threonine-protein kinase At4g27290. The transcript is spliced from 8 exons. Gene Ontology annotation, biological process: recognition of pollen; protein phosphorylation. NCBI's taxonomy places the organism in Eukaryota, Viridiplantae, Streptophyta, Magnoliopsida, Rosales, Cannabaceae. Gene Ontology annotation, molecular function: ATP binding; protein serine/threonine kinase activity. The record is from RefSeq and is a predicted model, not a curated record. Bases 258 to 2750 code for a protein of 830 amino acids.